AAGACCCAACAUUGUAGCGUUUUUAACCUCUUUCAUUUUGCCGUUAAUUGUGAAAUUAUUUCAAUAUUUUUAAAUAAUUAAAAUGGAUACAGAAGAAGAAUUUUGUCAAUCAAUGGGCAAGGCAGUAUGGAUUGAUGAUGACCCAACCAGAGUAAAGGCAGCACUUGAUAGGGGUUUUGAUCCUAAUUAUUACGACAACGAUGGAGCUACCACAUUGCAUCGAGUUGCUAAAGCUGGAUGCAUUUCAUAUUGCAGCACUAAAGCAUUAAAAAUUUUUCUUCAACAUGACAUCACACGAAUAGACCUAAAAGAUCAUAUGCAACGAACUCCAUUACAUUAUGCAGCAAGUUGUAAUCAUUUUGAGAAAGCUAAAGAAUGUUGUCAGUUAUUACUACAAGCAGGACUUGAUAUAGAUGCAGAAUCCAAUGAUAUUGAAUACCCUACUGCCCUUUUCCUCUGUGUGAAAAACACAAAUACAAGACUAGCAUCAUAUCUCUUGGAGCAGGGUGCUGACAUUGACCAAACCAACUUUUCUAAUUUUACACUACUCUUACAACUAUUGUCUGAUUUACACAUGAAUUCAGGCGAUGAGUGCAAAGAAAUGCUUGAAAUGUUGCUUUAUUAUAAUAUUGAUGUCAACUAUCCAUUUAAAGGCCAUCCAUUACUCUUGAGUUUAAUGAAAGGAUAUGAUGUUGGUGUGUAUUCACUUAUAAACUAUUGUACAGAGUCUUUUUUCACUGGUGAUGAUGAUGAAGGUAUUAAUAAUAACUGUGCUAUCUGUUGUGUGUUUUGGAAAAUGGAUAUGGACACAACUUUGACAAUCUUAUCAAAAUUAAAAGUGGAUGUUCCUACAAUGCUUGAUAUUCUAAUAGAUUAUUCAACAACACUAUAUCAAGAUCUAGUUUUGUUUCAUUACAUAUAUAAACGAUUACAAAGCGUUCAUAAAAUUGGAUAUGAGAAGUCUGUUGUAAAUUUCUUUACGAAUAACAGUUUGUCAAAAAACGACUUUAUUACAGCAGUUGACAUGCUUUUCAAUGAAGAGUUUGGUGGAUUAUGGUCACCACACAGUAUUUUUGACAGUGUGUCGUGUUUGUUUGAAAUCAACAGAACCAAUCUAGAUCUUCACUUUGAUGAUAUGGCAAAUAUUUUAUGUCACAUGUUCCUAUAUAUAGAGGAGUUUUGUUUGGCCGCCAUUUUGAAAACAUUUUCUCAUGGACAAUUUAGUAAUUAUUUUGAAAUAAUACUGAAACUUGAUCCUUUGGUCUCAAGUACUUGUUGCCAUAAUCUGAUACCAACUGACAAGAAUGCUAUGAGUGAAGAUGAACGCUUAAUUAUGGAGAUUUGUUAUCCUUCUGGUGUAUGGAGGAAACGUGAAUCUACAGUUCAGAGCUUGAAAUAUUAUAGUCGGAAUGCUAUUAGGAAAUGUAUAGGUUACGCUCGGCCAGAAAAUACUUCUCAAUAUAUAUUUUCAUAUUAUAACAAAGUCCAACGUCUUAAAGUACCACAAAUUAUCAAAGAUAUCAUUACGUUAAAGCAUUUAUUGUAAUAUAUAUAGUUUUGUAAAUAAAAUAUUAUUAAUGUUUUCUUACA
This is a messenger RNA of Dalotia coriaria, 1590 nucleotides long. RefSeq lists its product as uncharacterized. Gene Ontology annotation, cellular component: nucleus; cytoplasm. Bases 83 to 1546 code for a protein of 487 amino acids. The record is from RefSeq and is a predicted model, not a curated record. The transcript is spliced from 3 exons. Gene Ontology annotation, molecular function: protein binding. Gene Ontology annotation, biological process: regulation of barbed-end actin filament capping. Lineage: Eukaryota; Metazoa; Arthropoda; Insecta; Coleoptera; Staphylinidae.